AUGUUCACUCUCACACUCAAGGCUGAGCUCGAGGGCGUCACCAACCUACGCCCCGAUGACUCCGAAGACAACCCUUUUUGGUACAUGUUCAAGGUCCAGUGUACCUCCUGUAGAGAGACGCACAACAACUACAUUGGUGUCAACCGCUUCGAAAUGAAUGAAAUGAGCGGAAGCCGUGGCGAGGCCAACUUUGUCUGGCGAUGCAAGAACUGCAAGGAGCGCGAGUCCACCGCAUCGAUUAAGGAGGCGCCCAAAGCAUACGAGCGGAGUGAGCCCCCCAAGGUCCAGAAGAUCAUAGAGUUUGACUGUCGCGGUCUCGAAUUCGUCGAAUUCAAGCCAGAGGGCGACUGGCUUGCCGACGGCAUCGAUUCGUCCACCAAGUUCACUGAGAUCGACCUGACCGAGGGAGAGUGGUUCGACUAUGACGAGAAGGCCGGUGAAGAGGUCAGCAUCAAGGAGCUCACCUGGGAGAUCAAGCGUUCUUGA
Emericellopsis cladophorae is the source of this 486-nucleotide messenger RNA. RefSeq lists its product as uncharacterized. NCBI's taxonomy places the organism in Eukaryota, Fungi, Ascomycota, Sordariomycetes, Hypocreales, Bionectriaceae. The transcript has 5 exons. Gene Ontology annotation, molecular function: zinc ion binding. The coding region runs from base 1 to 486 and encodes 161 amino acids. The record is from RefSeq and is a predicted model, not a curated record.